Messenger RNA from Hydra vulgaris (swiftwater hydra), 2001 nucleotides. Its product is annotated as piggyBac transposable element-derived protein 4-like. The record is from RefSeq and is a predicted model, not a curated record. NCBI's taxonomy places the organism in Eukaryota, Metazoa, Cnidaria, Hydrozoa, Anthoathecata, Hydridae.
CGAUCGUGGCUUUAAAAGUGUUCAUCAGAACUAUGACUUUUUCUACAGAAAUACCGCUGUUCAUAAUUUAAAAAUGGUACCAUUGAAUAGAGCACAUUUUUUUCUAUCUUUUGGUAUAUUGUUUGUGUAUAUUUUGUAUUAAAGAUGAGUGACAGCGAAGAAAGUUUUACUGAAGAAGAAAGUUGUACAAGCGAAGAAUAUUUAAGUAGCAGUGAUGAUAGUUUAUUGAUGAAGGCACAAUAUUUUUUAUUGAAAAAUUGUAUACAAAUUUAUUUAAUUUAAAUAUAUCACCAAAUCUAAGCAUUUGAAGUUUUUAUUUUUAUGUAGAAUCCGGUUCUGAUGACAAAGCUGGUGUUGAUGAUGUUUUAGAUUUGUGGCUUCCUGUUGUAGGAGAUGACAAUGGCCCUAAUGUUUUUGCUUUUACUGGUGUACCAGGACCCAAACAUACUAUUUCACCAGAAUCAAAGCCCAUUGAUUAUGUUGAAUUAUUUUUCACUAUAGAGUUUUUGAAAAAGUUAGUAACUUAUACCAACCAGUAUGCUGAUGCAUGGAUACAAAGUAACCAACAGCAUUUGAGAUCUCAUCCAUUGUCGAUAGGUCAUGUAUGGAUAAAGCAAGGAAAAACAAAUCUUUUAGAAAUAAAGGCAUUCCUUGGUGUUGUUAUCAAUAUGGGUCUAAUCAAGAAAGCUAGUAUUAAACUAUAUUGGGAUAUUAGUCAUCCUUGUGCUUCCACUCCCUGGUUUGUUACUCAUUUCAAUCGUGACCGUUUUCAACUUUUACUUAAAUUUAUUCACUUUACUGAUAUCUCUAUCCCUAAUCAACAGCAACUAAAUAGGAUUUAUAAAGUUCAGUAUUUAGUUGAACAUUUUAACAAAAAAUUUCUCUAUUUUUAUAUUCCUCAAAAAGAUAUUUCUAUAGAUGAGAGCAUGAUUGGUUACAAGGGAAAGACACCACAUCUCCGCCAAUAUAUGCCAAACAAGCGUCAUUCUCGAUUUGGAAUAAAAUUAUGGUGUGUUUCAGACAGCACUAAUGGGUAUUUAUCUCAGUUUGAAAUUUACAAGGGAGGAAAAAAUCCAGAUGAAGCUGUUGUUGCCCAUGGUAUGACUUACAACUUGGUUUUUCGUCUUUUGCGUCAAGCCAACCUCCUUCAUCAAGGUUAUCACUUAGGUAUUGAUAACUAUUACACUUCUCCACAACUGCUAUUGGAUCUAUAUCUACAUCAAACUACAGCAACAGGAACAGUAAGAGUAAACAGAAAAGGUCUGCCAGAAAUCUGCCUUAAAACAAAAUUAAAAAACAAAGAAGUUUGCCAAUAUAGAAAAGGUCCUUUGUUAUGUGUGGCAUAUCAAGAUGGUAAAAAAAAACCUGUAUUACUGUCUACUGUUGCCAAAGCAGGUUUUACUGAAUUGCGCAACAGAAGAGGUAGUUUAGUUAUGAAGCCAAACGUUGUUGCCCUAUAUAAUCGAACCAUGGGAGGGGUAGAUUUGGGAGAUGCACAGCUCUACAUUUACCUGUCAGAGCGUAAGACAAUAAAGUGGACUACAAAAGUUGCCUUUUCUUUAUUUGGCAGGGCUAUUCUUAACAGCUACUUAUUGUAUAAGCUUAACACUAUUGAACAUAAGCCUAUGUCUAGAAUAAGUUUUAUGAUGGCAGUUGUGGAAAGUUUAGCUGGAGGGUAUCAACCAGUAAAAGUAGUAUCAAAAAGACGAACAUCUAGGGAGAUGGAAACGGCAAGAAGUACAAUUGUACCAUAUCCACUUCCUCAACACACAGCAAUUAAUAAUCCUUUAUAUGGACAUAACCUUGUCAAAAUUGGUUCAGGAAAAAAAAUAAAAUGUGUAGCUGGGCACCAAACCCGUGUUCGUACCAGUUGGCAGUGUCAGUCAUGUUGUGUUGGACUGUGCCCUGGAUGCUUUUCAAAUUACCACACAACAGCUAUAAAUUAAAUACAUCGCAUUUCUUAAAUUCUUCUAAAAACUAGAAAAAGAAAACUAAAAUUAA